UCACGUCGGUGACAACAACAAAAGCCCGGACAAACAAGACCUCUUCAACGGCUGAUUGCAUAAGGGCGAUUCGAAUCGCUCAGAAAAAGAAAAAGCAUCUGCGAGAUAAAAACGCGUUGACUGACGCGCAGCCGCUUCAAUUGAUCACGCGUCGUUGUCCAAGUCCAAGCCAAAAUACAAGCUUAUUCAUCGGCCCACGCAGUUGAACUUGAAGUUUUUACAACAAGAUAUAAUCGUUUUAAAACAUAAGAAGACCUGUGUUGUUUCCAUAACAGAUUUAAUCAAUUAAAGUUGCGAUUAAGCCACUUUAAAAAGACAAAAUGCAAAUAAUUCCUACACCUUUACUACUUUUCCUGGGGAUUUGUUUUCUCGCCAUCCUUGAUGGAACUUCUGGAGGAAAAAUCAAGCUACUAGCCUUCAAAGGACCUCAUGCCGGCUUUGUGGGCCUCAAGGUUCGCACUCCCAAGCUGCUGGGCCUAAAAAGCGGAUUGGUGGGUGGGGCAGCUGGAUUUGGACUCGGCGCGGCUGUGGGCGCUAAGUUGGGCGCUGGAUUAGCAGGAUUGAGUAGCCAUGGUGGAGGUCUUGGAGGAGGAUAUGGUGGAGGAUACGGCGGAGGAUACGGCGGAGGUUACGGCGGAGGAUUCGGCGGAGGAUAUGGCGGAGGAUACGGCGGAAGCAGCGGAUACGAACAUCAUGAGUACCAUGAAAGCCACCACAGUGGAGGAUCCAGUUACGGUGGUGGAGGCGGCCUGUGGUAAAAAUAGGGGUAGACUAAUGUUAUUAGUGAUUAUUCAUGUCCUUGCCAUCAGAAUCAAACAUUAAUGUUAUUUAGAUAUAAUUCAUUUGUCCAUUUACGUAAGUAAUAAAAAUGUAGUUACAAACCGAUUGGAAAAGUAAUAUACUGUUGCAUUCCGUGUAUUCACAACAAUCGGAUGUUGGAUGUACACGUAUAUUGAAUGUCAAAUUUAAAUGUACGAUGAGGCUUCACCUAGCGGUGAGUGCUUUAACAUAUUUAAAUGCACUGGAAAAUAACUCCGUCAAAAAGAAAACGAA
Messenger RNA from Drosophila erecta, 1053 nucleotides. Its product is annotated as glycine-rich cell wall structural protein. The coding region runs from base 321 to 758 and encodes 145 amino acids. The record is from RefSeq and is a predicted model, not a curated record. The transcript is spliced from 2 exons. NCBI's taxonomy places the organism in Eukaryota, Metazoa, Arthropoda, Insecta, Diptera, Drosophilidae.